Messenger RNA from Pongo pygmaeus (Bornean orangutan), 470 nucleotides. RefSeq names its product adenosine 5'-monophosphoramidase HINT1-like. The transcript has a single exon. The coding region runs from base 1 to 381 and encodes 126 amino acids. NCBI's taxonomy places the organism in Eukaryota, Metazoa, Chordata, Mammalia, Primates, Hominidae. Gene Ontology annotation, molecular function: catalytic activity. The record is from RefSeq and is a predicted model, not a curated record.
AUGGCAGGUGAGGUCGCCAAGGCUCAGGUCGCUCGGCCUGGUGGCAACACGAUCUUCGGGAAGAUCAUCUGCAAGGAAAUCCCAGCCAAAAUCAUUUUUGAGGAUGACCGGUGCCUUGCUUUCCACGACACUUCCCCUCAAGCACCAACACAUUUUCUGUUGAUAUCGAAAAAACAUAUAUCCCAGAUUUCUGCAGCAGAAGAUGAUGAUGAAAGUCUUCUUGGACACUUAAUGAUUGUUGGCAAGAAAUGUGCUGCUGAUUUGGGCCUGAAUAAGGGUUAUCAAAUGGUGGUGAAUAAAGGUUCAGAUGGUGGACAGUCUGUCUAUCAAGUUCAUCUCCAUGUUCUUGGAGGUUGGCAGAUGCAUUGGCCUCCUGGUUAAGCACGUUUUGGUGAUAAUUUUCCCUUCUCUGGGCAAUGAUUAAGUUAGGCAAGUUCCAGUAUGUUAAGUAACACACUUAUUUUUGCCUG